This is a messenger RNA of Staurois parvus, 312 nucleotides long. The record is from the annotation of a GenBank genome assembly. NCBI's taxonomy places the organism in Eukaryota, Metazoa, Chordata, Amphibia, Anura, Ranidae.
UGAUCACAUGUAAACAGGGAAAUGCCAGUUAUCUGCAUUUCUCUCCUCUCGAGCUGGCACUGAUGAUCAGUGUCCCCUGAUGAUCAGUGUGGCCCCAGAAGUGCCACCUGUCAGAGUCCAUCAGUGCCAGCUGAAUAGUGCCACAUGCCAGUGCCCAUCAGUGCCACAAUGCCACAUAUCAGUGCAUACCAGUGCACAUCAAUGCCACAAAUCAGUGCCCAUCUGAGCUGCCCUUCAGUGUCACCUAUCAGUGCCAGUCAGUGCCACCUAUCAAUGCCAAUCAGUGCCACCUAUCAGUGCCGCAUAUCAGUG